Coregonus clupeaformis (lake whitefish) is the source of this 2188-nucleotide messenger RNA. Its product is annotated as oocyte zinc finger protein XlCOF22-like. Bases 83 to 2188 code for a protein of 701 amino acids. Gene Ontology annotation, molecular function: RNA polymerase II transcription regulatory region sequence-specific DNA binding; DNA-binding transcription factor activity, RNA polymerase II-specific. Gene Ontology annotation, cellular component: nucleus. Gene Ontology annotation, biological process: regulation of transcription by RNA polymerase II. The record is from RefSeq and is a predicted model, not a curated record. The transcript has 9 exons. NCBI's taxonomy places the organism in Eukaryota, Metazoa, Chordata, Actinopteri, Salmoniformes, Salmonidae.
GAAAUAGUACUUGGUGGCAAAGGUUUCACAUCCUCUUUUAUGGUGGUAACGUUAGCUAGCUAGAUUUACUUUCUACAGUGUCAUGCGGCGCUCACUAGCUAAGGUAGCUAAGAUACUGAUUGGCACAUGGGCCAUAAUGGAUUCCCCCAUCCCUCUCUCCUCCCUGCGCCUGUUGGUUCCACCUCUACGACUGAUGUCUGCAUUUAUGUGGCAGGUAUCACAACAGAGGGCCAUUAAGCACUAUGGAAAAUUAGAGGAGUUUGUGACCGUGGUAACACAAACUGUCCCAGAACUUAUGACUGACAGACAGAGGACCCUCCUUAUUUUGGGGCUGAGAGCAAGGGUAACUUUGGGGCGAUUUUCUGCUGAACACCCUGUCAGCCUCCAAACCCUCCUUUAUUCUAUAAAGUCUUCUCAACUUGCACAGGUUCAGUCCUAUGAUGCAGGCAUGGAAUCGCCUGAAGCUAACUUUGCCAAGCUCACCCAAAGCUUGAUUACAGAUCCAGUUGAGCGUGAACACUUCGUUCAAGUGGUGUUCCUUGAGGAAUUCAGACCUGAUUUUGACAAAGCGCUUCAGGAACUGGUCUGUGACUUCCUCACUCGGUUGGAAGAGCUGCUUACACUACCAGACUUUAAGCAGACUGCAUUGUUGCUGAGUGCUGGCUCCUCUGGCCUGGAUGAAUGCCUGCAGUCUUUCUCUCACUCAGAAGAUCUCCAGUUUCUGCUCCAGAAUUACAAACAAUGCAGAACAUUGUACACAAACAUUUCCUCCUCUGACAUUCCUCAGGAAUCAGAUAUUGAAUCUGAUGCCUUCCCUGACCAGUUAAACCGUACCAAUCUGGACACUGGUGUGGAUAUGAGGACAGCACAUUUAGUGGCAAUGGGGAGCACAAGAGAUAUUAUAGGCUGCGAUGAAACCUGUGAUGAAGCGAAUGAAGAUGACAUAGAUGUAGAGGACGAGUCAGCACAGAAAAGGGCUGGUUCUGGUCUUUCUCCUACCAGUGUCAUGCAAGGUGGUGAUACAGACACCGUUGCAGGGGUGUCGUUUCAGGUGUUGACUCCCCUUUCUUCAGCUUCCAAUGAGUGUGCCCCAUCUACUUCCAGUUCAUCACACAUGAACAUUUUCCACCAGUGUCCUCAGUGUGGGAAGUGCUUUAAUUAUCAGUCUCAACUUGUCCAACACCAGCAAAUUCACUGUGGGGACAAUCCAUACAAGUGCUCCAACUGCGGUAAUAGAUUCAAAUUCUAUACAAGUCUGUCAAAUCAUAAGAGGAUGCAAUGUGUGGGCACUGCCUUUAGCUGCCUGAAAUGCUGGAGAGAGUUUGGUUCUCUGCGUGAGAAAUUGAGACACCAGUGUCCACACAACGAAUCCAUGUACAUCUGUCCACAAAGCGGGAAGAGUUUUAAGACGUCACCGCAAUAUCCAUUCCAGUGCCGUCACUGCGCAAGGAGCUUUCCCGAAUCGAAUCAACUGGACGCCCAUGAAAAAAGUCACAGUGUCGCCCAAACGCUUGACUGUCACAAAUGUGGAAUUACCUUCAGCAACUUGCCCAGCCUCGUGCACCAUGUGGAAGCCCACAAGAGGUCGGAUCUGAAGCCAUCGUCGCACCUUCCAAAGAAGAAAGGAUUGCAACUUCCGAGAACACACCAUUGCCACCAAUGUGGAAAGUCCUUCGUAACAAACCGACGCCUCAAGGAUCACGUGCGUACUCAUUUGAAUUAUCGUCCCUUCCCCUGCACCUACUGUGGAAAAUGUUUCACUCAGAAAGGUAAUCUCACUGUGCACAUAAGGCUCCACACAGGCGAGAGACCCUACAUGUGCUCUGUGUGUGGGAAGGCGUUUCCAUCAGGAGGGGAUCUGCAGGUACACCAGCGCUUUCACACUGGGGAGAGACCUUACCAAUGCAAAGAGUGUGACAAACGUUUUUUUAAGUCAAGCCAUUUAGUUGUCCACAUGCGUGGGCAUAGGGGAGAGCGUCCUUACACUUGUAAUGAAUGUGGAAGGGGUUUUAUCCGGAGAACUUGCUUAAAAAAACAUUUGCUAGUUCAUUCAGGGGAGAGGCCAUAUUCAUGUCUUCGUUGCCCAAAUACUCACAAACGCAGUUCACACCUGAACUAUCACAUGAAGAAAAAAUCAUUGAAAGUUGUAGUGUGUAUUUACAAUGUGUUUUUUGGUAGAGCUUUGUAA